AGAAGUUAAAAGUGACGGAACAUUCAUAAAAGAUAUACUUCUACUCCGUUAUAGAAAGGAGACUUUAAAAUGCAUCAAUUUCUGUCACAGAUGAGAUCACGACGAGGAGGCUGGAAAAAAGCCAGGCGACUUAAGCAGGUUCUUUUGUCACAGGGGGGGCUUGACCCUUCAGUUUUUAAACAACCAGAUGCCUUUCAUGAACCAGCCGUUCAGCAGGCAUCUCUUCCUCCACUACUAUCUAAAUCUCUCUUUCUGCAGCCGAUGAUGGCUUGCAUGCCGCAUCAGGUAUAUCAGAUGCAGUUAGAAAAUGGAACCAAUGAUAUUCUUCAAUAUUCACCAGCAACGACGUCAGUCGUUAAAAUAGAGAAUGUCGAAAGCGAUACGAAUAUUAAUGCUGAACCACGUACGUUUGAAGAAAAAUUAGAAAGUGAGGUAAAUAAAGAAACUGAUGAGCUGAUAGAUGUUGUAGAAUGUUUAAAUAAUGAACAAGUCGUUAAAAUCAAUACACAUACAAAAGGAAGGCCUACUGAUACAAAAAGAAGGAGAAGGACAACGAAAACAAUACAACGAAUUAAAAAAAAAAUCUAUUCCGUCAACAAAGAGGAUUUACGAACUAAUGUGCAAUUGCAACAAACACGAAUAAAAUUUGCGAAAAUUUCAGAAAGUAAUGCUAAAGCUUUGCAGUUGUUUGCAGAAGCUGCAAUGAAGCAAGCUAAUGCUGCAAUGAUAGCAGCGGAAAAUGACCGUCAACGGAACGUUUUGGACGAACAACGGCUUACAUUGGAUAAGAAAAAGUUACAAGUAGAUGAAAAUGUGCUUCAAACUUUGAAUAGUGUACAUAAAUUAAUGGAAAAGAUAUUGGACAAAAAUAAAUAGGUUUGAGUUUGUUCUACAUAUGUUUUUUGUACUGCUGUUUUUAUUUGAAAAAAAAUUGAUAUUUGUUUUAGUGUAAUAAAUACGCAAUAUUAAAUUAACGUUCAAUUUCUUCACCUCUAGAUAAGUUGCGGAUAACUGUUCAGGAAAUAUCUCCGUUGUAAUCUGGGAUAUCUCUUGGAUAAAAUUAUCUAGAAGUGAAGAAAUUUGACAUAAGUAUAUAA
Molecule: messenger RNA, 1097 nt
Organism: Trachymyrmex septentrionalis
Lineage: Eukaryota; Metazoa; Arthropoda; Insecta; Hymenoptera; Formicidae
Exons: 5
Coding region: 70-876 (268 amino acids)
Source: RefSeq, a predicted model, not a curated record